Molecule: messenger RNA, 546 nt
Organism: Peronospora farinosa
Lineage: Eukaryota; Oomycota; Peronosporomycetes; Peronosporales; Peronosporaceae
Source: the annotation of a GenBank genome assembly
AUGGCAAACAUUGUGCAGUUUGGGCUCGUAAUUGCUGGACGCCCCGUUAUUACCGACUUUCGAGAGAUCGGUCCGGUCCACUACGUAGUGGACAUUCUCGAGCCAACGCAGAUUACGGACCUUACGUUUUUCUUGCUACCAAGUUCGCCCGUGCCUCCAGGCUUUGGAGCGGUGCUGUAUUUUGCAGUGCCUGCCUUGCAAAAUUGGCAAUUACUAGGGACAGUGUUUGCUGAAAAGCCUAGUGCCAUCUUUCGGACGUCGUGGCCGACGCAUCCGGACGUAGUGGGCCAGCCUUUGUUGCAACUUGGUGUGUCCAUUGAAACUUUGGACAAUGUUAAGAAUCUGGGCAUUGAAGCCAGUGGUUUGGAGGAACGCAAGGCAUUUGCGCUGAAAAUUGCUCAGGAUUUAUUUAACUACCUUAGCUCCUUCUCCACGAGUAAUAGUCAAAGCUAUAUGACGAUUCCGACAAAUUUACUGGACAGGUGGAUGGAGCGAUUCGAAGCCAAGUACCGACGGGAUCCAAAUUUUAUGAUGAAAAUGCAAUAG